This is a messenger RNA of Cryphonectria parasitica EP155, 1206 nucleotides long. RefSeq lists its product as uncharacterized. The transcript is spliced from 2 exons. Gene Ontology annotation, biological process: positive regulation of transcription from RNA polymerase II promoter by galactose. Bases 1 to 1206 code for a protein of 401 amino acids. Gene Ontology annotation, molecular function: DNA-binding transcription factor activity, RNA polymerase II-specific; zinc ion binding; RNA polymerase II cis-regulatory region sequence-specific DNA binding. NCBI's taxonomy places the organism in Eukaryota, Fungi, Ascomycota, Sordariomycetes, Diaporthales, Cryphonectriaceae. The record is from RefSeq and is a predicted model, not a curated record. Gene Ontology annotation, cellular component: nucleus.
AUGUCGGGUUUGAGUGGCCAAAGGGGCGGUCCCCCACAGGAAUCUGCUUAUCCACCUCCUCCUGGUGAAGAGGACGACCGCCCUCCUCGACCUCAGUAUCAACAGCUGCCCCCGCCAGCAGGCAUGACCCUCCCGCCUAUCCAGGACAGUCUCCAGGCCUACAGCAGUCGUUACCCAGACCCCAGGGCUCAAGGCAACUACACAGCAUCUCCCACCGCCCCAAAUGGCUACGGUCCUCCCGGCCCUAGCUACCAACUGCCUCCUGUCCAGCCUCCCCACGACCAUAGGUACAGCGGUGACCAGCACAGGCCUUUUUACGAUGCUCGUGGCGGAUCCUAUCCACCCCCGCCACCCCAGCCGGAUCAGUACAACUACACGUACCGACCGUCUUCUGGCCCACCUUACAACAAUGGCAGCUAUGUCUCCGAAUACGGCCGCGGGGUCGCUUCUGCGGCCGGGCAGGCUGCACCUCGACAGAGGACCUCCAUCGCUUGCAGCUACUGCCGGAGGCGCAAGAUCCGGUGCAGUGGCUACGGCACCUCGGACGGGGUCUGCUCGAACUGCAGAAAGACCGGCAACAAAUGCGUGUUCCAGCCUGUCAGCUCCUCGUCGACCACGGCGUUUGUUCCCGUGUCAGCCGUACCUGGCGGUGUGCCUCCAGGCACGCCUCUGUACGGCGCCUUCGGUCAGCCGCUGCCACAAGGCGCCGCUGCGGGAGGACCGCCUGGCCCUGGAGGAGCACCGCUCCCUCCACCCCCAGGCGGCGCGCAGCCCUAUCCGCCGCAGCCUCAGCAGUCCGAGGGAUACGGCGACCACUCGCCUCGAGCGAGUUAUUACCCUCCGCCUCCUGAUGAUGGCAACAGCCGAAGACGACUGCACGAGGAAGAUCACACCUCUCGUCUGCCUCCACCCAACCCGUACGGCGAACCCGAUCCUCGCCGACGCUCGCCUGCUUCCCCGAUCCAGGGCGGAACACCCCCACAAGGUCAGUACGACUACCCUACGAGCACGAGAUCCUAUGACCCGGGCGAGCGAACUGGCACUCCCCGACACGACACUCCCACAUCUCCCCAGCACGGUGGAAAUGGUCUGAUAAAUCUGACCUCACUCAUGGAUCAGCAUCCACCGCCGCGCCCUCCAGCCGGGGCUGAUUCCAGCCACGACAUAGACCAGACUAUGCUCGGCCGGCUGAACCGGCGGAGUUAG